This is a messenger RNA of Aspergillus eucalypticola CBS 122712, 294 nucleotides long. RefSeq lists its product as uncharacterized. Lineage: Eukaryota; Fungi; Ascomycota; Eurotiomycetes; Eurotiales; Aspergillaceae. The record is from RefSeq and is a predicted model, not a curated record. The coding region runs from base 1 to 294 and encodes 97 amino acids. The transcript has 3 exons.
AUGGUCGUGCUACAGGGAUACGCGAGGACUCGCCAAUCGAAUAUCCCGACCUGGCGCGCCUCGCCCGCUGUCCUGGCCCGUCCGUUUGAGGACUAUGUCCGCCAGUUAGACCGAUGGAUAGAGGAAGUCCUGUCUGAAGACGACCCUGCUCCUCCUGCUCGAUCUGGUGAUAGUGCCGAGAACCCCCUCGUCGUCCCCGAGAUUGACGAUGAAGGCCACUUCUUGAUGGCGCGUGUAGGUUUUCGUCGUAGCCCUUCGUUGAGAUCCUUAGAUAUCAAACUCGCCAUCGGAUAA